AUGCCAAGCUCUACCAUUAUUCGUUACAAUAACGAGCCCGUACGCGUGUGUGAUUGCUGUAUUCGGGAUCAGAAUCAGUUGAUGCUAGAGCGUCGACGUGCUGAAGAUGUAGAGCGAGCUCGAGCACGACAAGUGGCAAUGUUAGAGGAAGGGGAGCGUCAACGUGAGGUGGAGCGGAAGCAGAGAGAACGGAAAAUAGCAGAAGCACAAGCUCGACGUGAAUUACGACUACGUGCGAUUGAGGAAAAGCAUUUAGGCUCUCGUCCGAAUCUCCGAACAUUGAGGUCGAGAUAUUCGAGAAGCCUGGACGACUGUGCACGAGAUGCGCUGCCUCAAUCGCUCUACUCAAAGGAACUAAGCUCGUUCCUUGAAGACGCGGAAAAACGAUCUGUUGCGUUGAUUGCCAAGCCGUAUGCGACCGAUGAUAUUUUUGAAGUUAAAGAAAACUUGGAUGGCGCCGAGACGGUGGAGACGACAGUGGUUCAGGAAGCCGAGGAGUGUGCCAUUUGUCUCGAGACCAUGGACGUUGGAGACGCGAUUUACACGACAGCGUGUGGACACAGUUUUCACUGGAGUUGCCUGAAGGAAAUUCAGAAAUCGGACUCAAGCAACCAUGACAUGUGCCCGUCGUGCCGUGCUAUCAUGACAGAAAUGCAGGUCAAAAAGCAGUGUGACCAUCCGCGUGUGCGACUUGGACAUCAGUUUUGUCGCGAUUGCGGCGCUCCAGCCACAGGUAGGGACGCAAAACCUCGAGUUGAUGAUAUGGCUGCUGCGGGAGGCUCUGAUAUGCAAAUGUCGACUUCUUUUGGUGGACCAAACCUGAAUCAACCUGUGUCAUAUCGUGCCAGUUCGCACGGGGCACUUGUUCGUUGUCCGCAGUGCCAUAUCCAAAUGCGGGUGCUGCCUCAUAUGUAUAAUAUGCGUGUGGCAUGUCCAUCAGGCCACAUGUUCUUGGUUCAAGUUGCUGGACAAGCGGGAGGUGGCGGUGGUGGGUCGCGAGUUGCACUGGGUGGCUCAAGGAUUCCCCCACGUGGCAUGAGUAUGGGCUAUCCGGGUUCAUACAAUCACUCCACAAACGCUUACUCCGGACUGUAG
Messenger RNA from Peronospora belbahrii, 1095 nucleotides. The record is from the annotation of a GenBank genome assembly. Lineage: Eukaryota; Oomycota; Peronosporomycetes; Peronosporales; Peronosporaceae.